CGGCAUUGAUUUAUGUGCAAGACAAUUGCAUCCAAUCAUUUGCAGUUGCAAGCCGGGCCUGUUUUCUGGAUUCAAAUGAGCAAGCUUUUCAGUGGUUGUUCUUCCAUUUCGGUCUUCUGGUUUUCAUCCUCGUCAUCCGCCGUGGCCCCUUUCGCACAUAUUGCUGUGAAGCAGGUAUCUCCAGCUCCAAACUUUUCACCGUCCUCGAUAGUUUGUGGCAUCGCUUUAUCCAAAGUCUCCGGAAGAAAGGUAACCAAGAACCCAGAAAUAAGGGCUAUCACUGCGAAUAUUAUCGCAGGCAUCUUCGGAUCGAAAGAGUCCAGAAGUGUAAUCAAAGGUGUGAGAGCGCCUGACGUUCUGGCGCACAUCGCACCUAGACCUGCAAACGGAAAUCAUAGCGUCAAAAAUCUUGUCUUAUAA
Messenger RNA from Acanthoscelides obtectus, 420 nucleotides. Lineage: Eukaryota; Metazoa; Arthropoda; Insecta; Coleoptera; Chrysomelidae. The record is from the annotation of a GenBank genome assembly.